This is a messenger RNA of Myxozyma melibiosi, 1155 nucleotides long. RefSeq lists its product as uncharacterized. Gene Ontology annotation, cellular component: elongator holoenzyme complex. NCBI's taxonomy places the organism in Eukaryota, Fungi, Ascomycota, Lipomycetes, Lipomycetales, Lipomycetaceae. The coding region runs from base 85 to 996 and encodes 303 amino acids. The transcript has 3 exons. Gene Ontology annotation, biological process: tRNA wobble uridine modification. The record is from RefSeq and is a predicted model, not a curated record.
CUCUUGCACUUCUGAGCCGGGAUUUUAAUUUGGCAUGAGAUCAAAGAGGCUCUAUUUUCAAUACGAGGUGAAUACUUAAAGAGCAUGUCAAUCUCAUCUGAUCUUCUCCGCGUGUUCGACGGCAAAUACCUUCCAGUACCAGCAGCCUCCCCAGAUCAGGGCGACGACUCGCAGUUAUUGCUCAUCACAGCAUCGCUGGAAACAAAUGCCUCUUGGUUACUACAGCAUUUCGCGAGAUCAUGUAUUGGAAAUAGUACGGGAAGGAGUAUAGGACGGCGGGCAGAUAGUUUAGGAGGAGGAGGGGAGACAGGCGCAGGCGGGGAUAGGCAUUGGAGAGCUCCGGUGGUUUUUCUGUCGUUUGUUCAAGAGUUUCAGUUUUAUGCUCGGAGUUUUAAGAAAACAGGCGUCGACGUAUCGAGUUUGAUCCAGAAAAAAUCAUUCCUCUACAUUGAUGGCUUCUCAAAAUUGGUUUGCGAUUUACCACCUGCUGCCGCCUCAGAGUCAAGACCAGAGCUAUAUUUACGCGCGGAGAACAAAGAUAAAUGGAUUCAGCAGAUCGCAAAUGCUGUAGCAGGGCUCUCGAAGACGACCUCUUACAGACCGAUGGUGAUUGUUGAAGGGAUCGAGAUGCUUCAUGUUCUUGGAAUCUGGCCUGUACAGGAGAUUCUCGACUUUGUGAGUGACUUACAAGAGAUUGCCGGUAUAUCGGUGAUUUCUGUCUCUGGUUCGAACGCUGUCCUACGCGGAGCUACAUCUCUUUCUCAGGGCCAAGAAGCGCUUUUCUUUUCGCUCUUGAACCGCGCCUCGGCAGUCUUCAGCAUCCGGUCGCUAGACUCUGGAUAUGCAAAGGAUGUCACGGGGGUGAUUCGGAUAACCAAAGGCGGCCAGCCUUCGGGAGACGGAAAAGCGCCCAGUAUCGACGAGGGCGAGUAUCAUUAUUUUGUAGGCGAAGGUAAUUUGUCGGGAGUCAGGGUGUUUGAGAAGGGCCAUUCAUGAGAGGCUCUAGUUGUAUAUAAGUGUGUAUUAUAGUAAAAUCGUGCAUUGUUUUGCCUGGAGUUCUGUAUGAGUCAAAGCUAUAGAACAGAAUAUGGUAGUUGACAGUCUCUUCGUCUUCGUAGCAGCGAGGAAGCGCGCCGCACGGAAAGUGAAAAUUGU